Trichogramma pretiosum is the source of this 1514-nucleotide messenger RNA. Its product is annotated as lipase member J-like. Gene Ontology annotation, biological process: lipid metabolic process. NCBI's taxonomy places the organism in Eukaryota, Metazoa, Arthropoda, Insecta, Hymenoptera, Trichogrammatidae. The coding region runs from base 244 to 1476 and encodes 410 amino acids. The record is from RefSeq and is a predicted model, not a curated record. The transcript is spliced from 8 exons. Gene Ontology annotation, molecular function: hydrolase activity, acting on ester bonds.
AAGUAGCUCGCGUAUGAGAAACUGAAGUCACAUUAUUUCAGCUCUGACGCGUCUGUACGAAUGUAUCAAGCUUUGUUUUGAGAUCACGGUGUUUUAGUCAGUGAAAAAAUAGAGCAUUGUUGAGUGUUUUUAGUGACUAUUUGAGUGUCAUUCUAAAGACUGAUGUUGCGUGAUAUUAGAACCGGGGAAAAUUCGACAUCUAUUUUAAAUAUACAUAGCAUAGGAAAGCGACAAUAGUAAAUAAUGAAUUUAUUGAGUACAUCGUGCACACUUGCGGUAUUGAUCAUCUACUGUUUACAAAACUAUGCUCACGCGAAAUUGUUACCGGAAGAUGUGAUAAAGGAAGAAAAUUAUCCAGUUGAAACUCACUCGAUCGAAACGGAGGAUGGCUACCUUUUAACUGUUCAUCGAAUUCCAAACGAAUUCGGAAUCCCUGUUUACCUGCAGCACGGUAUACUUUCAAGUUCACUCAAUUGGCUGGGCAUAGGCAAGCGACGAUCUCUCCCUUACUAUUUAUGGGACCAUGGCUUCGACGUUUGGAUCGGCAAUUCGAGAGGAAACAGCUAUUCGAAGGGUCACAAAAGCUUCAAAAUCACCGAUCCCGAAUUCUGGGAUUUUAGCUGGCACGAAGUCGGUAAAUAUGACUUACCCGCUAUUAUAUCUCACAUCGUUGACACGACGAAACAACGAAUUUUUUACAUUGGUCACUCACUCGGCGUGACAAAAUUCGCUGUUAUGGCAAAUCAAAAGCCCGAAGUGGCCAAGCACGUGAGAGCGACCAUUGGUUUGGCACCAGCUGUUUAUGAGAAAAAUAUCAAACAACCGUUGGUGCGAGCUUUGUCGCGCUUUCGAAAAGAAUUUAAGUCCGCAGCGGGCUUUUUGCGCAUCCAUGAAUUUUUUGGACAGAAUAUUAUUUUCGAUGUCAUGAGAAAGAAUAUUUGCGCUAUUCCUGCACUCGGAACAUGGGCCUGCAGCAAUUUCAUGUUCUUUCUUUUUGGCUACAGUCCCAAACAAUUGAACUACGAUUUGUUACCAACGUAUCUGAGCGAAUUUCCCGAUGGCACCUCGGUAAAGCUGUUCGUGCAUUGGUUGCAACAAAUGCACACGGAUCAUUUUGAAAAUUUCGACUAUGGACGUGACAUGAAUCUCAAGAUGUACAACAGUAGCGAGCCACCUAGGUAUAACUUGACCAAAAUUGAGACUCCAAUUGCCGUGUUUUAUUCCGAUAACGAUUUAAUUACGGAUGAAAAGGAUACGACACGUUUCUACAAUGAAAUUCCUAACAAACUUGGUCUUUACAAUGUUGGCCACUCGUUUAACCAUGGAGAUUUUUUACACGGCAUCAAUGCCACGGAAUUAGUUUAUCAAAAGAUUCUCGAUAUUUUCCUGACGAUUCUCAUUCGAGAAGAAGAAAGUGAAGCAAAGAUAGUAACGCAGAGUAUCCUAGAUGUACCAAUAUACAAUUUUAUAAAUUAGUAUUUAACAAAUAAAACUUAAUUUUAGCUGAAAAAUUA